This is a messenger RNA of Liolophura sinensis, 3780 nucleotides long. RefSeq lists its product as uncharacterized. Gene Ontology annotation, molecular function: GTPase activator activity. The coding region runs from base 40 to 3663 and encodes 1207 amino acids. The record is from RefSeq and is a predicted model, not a curated record. The transcript is spliced from 9 exons. Gene Ontology annotation, biological process: signal transduction. NCBI's taxonomy places the organism in Eukaryota, Metazoa, Mollusca, Polyplacophora, Chitonida, Chitonidae.
GUGUUUAGGGUACGUGUAUAGGAAUCAACGGACACCAAAAUGAAACCUUUGUGGGAUUUGGAAAAUCCUGUCGGCCUCCAGGAGUUUGUGAUUCAAGAACUGAAAAACAUAGGUAUCAAAGUUCCUAGGUCAAAAAAGAUAAAAAAUCAGGAGCUGCCGGCCUGUCAAGCGGUGUUUGGGAACUAUCUGUGCUAUCUUCCAUGUAUACCUGUUGAAAACUGUGGCCAUGUUCCCAGAUUUUUGGUGAAUGCAGUGGAAUUCAUUGAACAGUUCAUCGAUACUGAGGGCUUAUUCCGUAAAUCUGGGGCAGUUAGUCGACAAAAGGAGCUCAAGCUCCAGAUAGAGAACGACGGUGGAUUUAGUGAUGUGCAAGUGUUUGACGUGACUGGGGUGGUGAAGCAGUUUUUCCGGGAACUGCCUGAUCCUCUCCUCACCAAUAAGUACCACGAUACUUUUAUAAAGUGCUACCAGCUGAGUGACCGAGAUCAGGCUGCGUCCUCCAUCUUAGAUCUGUGCCUUCUGUUGCCUGGGGAACAUCUAGGCACACUCCGCUACUUCAUGAGGUUCUUGGCCAGGGUGGCUGACAACAGUCAAGUUAACAAGAUGGAUGCUACUAACUUGGCCGUUGUGUUGGGACCCAACAUUAUGCAUGUGAAUACCAAUAGAACCGAGAAAAUGAACUCUUCUGAAGAGAAGCUGCUUCAGACACAAACAGCCAUCGUUGAAUUUCUUAUCCGAAACGCAGAAAAAAUUGGUAUUGUGUCCACUAGCCUGGUGGAUCGGGUCAAGCUCAUGGAGGGCCUGGAGGAGGUUUCAGUUGAGGAAAGGACAGAUGUAACAGUAGAUGAGACAGUGAAGAGAUCCAAGCGGAAAAAGAGGAGGAGUAGUUCACUACAAGGUUUUGUUAGUAAUAUUGCUCAAAGUCUGGCAAAAUGGCGAACGACACCCGUGAAGUCGACUAGCUCUCAGCUGAGUCAUUCUUCCAGUGAAAAUAUUCCCGCAGACGUGCCAGCUUCUCUACCUGUGAUGACACCCAAACUGAUGCGCAAGCGCAAGGCUUCUGGAGAAGCUCUAGUCUUCUCUGCUGCUAAAAGGAAAGCCAUCCUGAUGCAGAUGCCUCAGACGCCAUUCACCCCUGGCUCUCUCAAGUCUCUCCCUCCAGAAAUUCAGAAGGCUCUAGAAAGAGGGACACCGAAUAUAAACUUUUCCAAGGAACAAAAAAUUGAGUUCACAGCAACUCCGGAAAAGAAGAAAUCUCGUAAGCGCUUGAGUCUGUUCAGUCCCAGUGGAGCAAGGAAGUCAAAGUCAUGGUCUGUAACAACAAGCUCUUCUAACCUGAAACUUGCAGUUCCAAAGGAAAAGAAGAGGGGUCUGUUGAGAAGGUUAAGUGGGGGCAAAUCAAAGGCUGAGUCACCCUCCUGUAGCAAACAGUUGUGUCAGCAAAUUGUUGGUGAACGGUUGGCCAGUCCAGCUAAAGGUAAGGCUGAUGACCGUCAUACCUACUCAGUGACCAAGGAGUCUCCCAUAGCAGCAUUGUUCUCCUCUAAAGAAGCAGCAUGCUUGCAACUGGAGCAGACCGGCCAGGCGGACAGAUUUUUCUCUCCAAAGAAGGUUGACCUGGAGAGGUCUCAUUCUACCCAGCAUAAGAGUUAUCCGUCGUCUGCGAUAGAACGGACAAAUGUCAGACUACACCUACGAACUAGGUCAGUGGAAGCUGCCCUGAUAAGAGGGAAGCCAAACACUGUGGCAAAUGGUCUAAACAGUGGUGAGGUCCAGUUGCCCUUGAAGGUGAGACGAGAGCCAUUGAGGAGAAGGUGUAGCCGAUCAAGGUCACUCCACACAACCUCCCGAAGGCAUCUUGUGAUUGAAAAUGUCUAUGUUUCUCGUAGCAGUUCCCAGCGUUCAAGUCGUCACUCUAAAACUAAGUUGGUCAGCAGUGAGAGAUCACCCAGUAAGAGCAGCACGAGUCCUGGUGUGAUCCUCGCUCCUCCAGAAGAGUUUGCUGACCUACCGGAAAGUGAAGGUACAAAUGAUGACACUGGCAUGAAUGAGUCAGAGUGUGGCUUUUCCACCAAUUCUGGCGACACGGUCAUCUUUGUACCAUCCAAAAAUGUGAGUCUGGAGACGAAAUAUGGACAUAAGAGUAUCACCCAGGCUGUUAAAGAAAUGGAAGAACAAGGUAAGGUGCUAGCUGAUCAGCAACAGUCAGCCCAGGGAGGAGGCUCAGACUCAGCAAAGGACAAUUUGGGGGUUACAGGAACCUCUGCCAGAAAGGCAUCCUCCUUGGCUAAUUUACAGAAACCCUGUAGCUCGGAAACAACUGCUACAUGUAGCAGGUCUCAGAGUAUGUAUGAGAGGGUUGGUAAAAGUCAGCAUGCCGCCCCUAAUCUCCUGGUCUCGGCAGACACAUGUAAGUUAUUGACCAGAGCGGGCUACGUAAAAGAGAUGGGGAAGGUAAGGCAGGAGGUGGAAACACAACCACGGGAAGAAAAUAUAGAAGAAAGAGCUCCCAUUAAGAGAGCCAUGGCAAAAAUUGCUCAUCACGAAAGUGUUCUGGGCCUUAGGGUCAACAACAAGGGCAGUGUAGCUCAGAAGGCUCAGAAGUUAGCCGAAAAGCAUGCAUAUGAGACAGAAAGGCAUAAGUCACCUCUUCGCUUUCCAAAAUCCACCAGCAGGACUCGUGGAGCUUCUCCAGUCGGUAUCCCAAAGAUAUUUGCCAGAGGGGACUCUGACGCAGAACGGUUCAGGCAGAUGGCCCUCAACAGUUUGAGGAGAGACUGCCAUGGUCCUGUGAGAAGAACCUCAGCAAAUCUUCCAAUUUCCACCCAGUUGCUGAGACCAUCAGCCGAGGCUACAGGCUGCUGCCAAACACAGUCGUCACAGGACAGCAAAAUAUCUUGUCGAAGAAAACCAAGUAUUUAUAAUGUGCAAAAUGAACCUCCACGGACAGGAUCUCACAAACUUGCCAGACAAGGUGUGAACCCAGUCGCCAAGCUCACCAGUAGUGUUAUGUGUACAGAUAACACAGACUGUAAUCCUGACAUGGUCACUGCCCACGUGGAAGCUAUGUCAAAUGAGGAUAGCGUGCUUCAAAGUACAGUAGAUGGGGACAGUGUUUUUAAUUUGACCCCUCAUCCUUUUGGUGAUUUUACAGAGGAGGCUGAAAACAGCAUUACCACCAUGGAUUUGAGUGGAAUCACCAAUGCAGCCUUGUAUCCCUGUAGCCUUAAGCCAAGUCAGAGAUUUUCAUUAAGUGCUUCCUUACAAGAGACAAUAAAUGAUGUUUGCACCCCAGUUAGUAAAAAAGUGCUGAAGAAGCAUGCAAAAGUUUCACCAAACACACCUCAAGAGGGUAAUCAAGUGCAUGGUUGUGACGAACGAAACCCUUGUACCCCCCACAUCAGGCAGGCUCUGAUGGAGCGGUCCAAUGGCCCGCAUGUUCACCUGCGCACUUCAAAAGGGAUGACCCCGCGCCACCUCCACCUGCACAAGAGCUCGCCCGCAUCACCCUUGAAAGCUGUCAAGCGUCUGGCUUCUCCCAAGUCUGUCUACAGGGCUUCAUCUAGAAGGGGAACACCACCUAGCAAGCGCCUAGCCACUCAGGCCACAGCGUUGACCUGCAUCCCUUCUCACUUACAGGAACAGAGUGGAGCAAACUUGUGACAGACUGUUUUGUGAUUGACUGGAAUCAAGUAGUGAAGAUGUAUGUUUGUACACGCUCAUUUAUGUAUCAACUAAUACACGAAAUUCUUCUUUGUCUCAAGCUGCUAACCGAUUCUC